AUGAAUCUCCCAAUAAACGUCUCCCCAACAGUAUCCGCCUCGUCGCCAAAACAUGAACAGCCCACAAUCGGUCUCAUUGGCAUGGGUGCAAUGGGAAGAAUGUACGCAAAGUACCUAGCAGAAGCCGGCUGGCAAAAGAUCCAUGUCUGCGAUCUCCCAGAACGGUUUGAAAAGCUCAAGGAAGACUAUGCAGGAACACCCAACAUCCAUCCCAUGCGUGAUGGCCACGCCGUUUCUCGCUCCUCAGACUUUAUAGUCUACUCUGUCGAAGCAGAAUACAUCGACCGCGUCGUUGCUGAAUAUGGCCCAUCGACCAAGAUGAACGCAAUCGUGGCAGGACAAACCUCUGUCAAAGCCCCUGAGCGCCAGGCAUUCGAGGCUCACCUCCCACAAGACGUCCACAUCGUCUCCUGUCACUCUCUACAUGGUCCAGGUGUCAGCCCUGUCGGCCAACCCCUGGUCCUCAUUAAACACCGGGGUACAGACGAUGCUUUGACCCUCGUCGAGUCAAUCCUUUCCCCACUCAAAUCCCGGUUCGUCUACCUGAGCUACGAAGAACACGACUCUGUCACUGCCAACACUCAAGCCGUCACCCAUGCCGCAUUCCUGAGCAUGGGCACCGCCUGGGCCUGCUCCCAAUCUUACCCUUGGGAACAAGGCCUCUACGUUGGCGGCAUCGAAACUGUCAAAGUCAACCUCACCCUCCGCAUCUUCUCCAACGCAUGGCACGUCUACGCAGGCCUCGCCAUCCUCAACCCCUCCGCCCGAGUUCAAAUCGACCAAUACGCCAAAAGCACCUCCGACCUCUUCAAACUCAUGCUCAAAGGCGGAGCGGGAAGCCAGAGCGCUGUCAAAGAAUUCCGGGAACGCAUCCAAUGGGCUAGGGAAACCGUGUUUGGCGAGUGGACAGCGGCUAAUAAUACACCUGGGAAACGCAAGUCCCGGAGACCUAUCCUUCUCUCUGCUUCCAUCCUCGAUCGUUUUAGUCUCGGAAUCAGCAAUUCCACGGGCUCGCCAACGGAUACCGACGCGACGCUCACCCCACCCAGCAAGUACCGUCCCAAUUCACAUCUAUCCCUCCUCGCGAUGGUGGACUGCUGGGCUCAUCUCGGUAUAAAUCCUUACCACCAUCUCUCUGUCGCUGCCACGCCCCUCUUCCGUCUAUUCCUAGGUGUAGCCGAGCACCUCUUCCUCUCCACCUCCCUCCUUAACAGCGCCAUGGACUCGGCACUCCACCACAACUGGCAUCGCUCAGACGACCUCGAAUUCGUCGUCGCUGCCAGAGGCUGGAGCCAAUGCGUUAGCUUUGGCAGUUUCGACCUUUACCGGCGGAGGUUUGAAGAGACCAGGACAUUUUUCGAAGCGAGAUUUGACGAGGCGGGCAAGUUGGGCAGUGAGAUGAUUAAAGCGGUCAUGGAGAGUGAGAUGGAGAGGGAGGAGAGCGAGCAAGAAGUUUGA
Molecule: messenger RNA, 1458 nt
Organism: Coprinopsis cinerea okayama7#130
Lineage: Eukaryota; Fungi; Basidiomycota; Agaricomycetes; Agaricales; Psathyrellaceae
Product: prephenate dehydrogenase
Exons: 6
Coding region: 1-1458 (485 amino acids)
Biological process (GO): L-tyrosine biosynthetic process
Molecular function (GO): prephenate dehydrogenase (NADP+) activity; NAD+ binding; prephenate dehydrogenase (NAD+) activity
Source: RefSeq, a predicted model, not a curated record